AUGUCUAAGGUGGCGGCAGCCGGAGCGGGAGCCGUGGCCACAGGGGGGUCGGCAGCGGGGGCAGAGACUUGCGGGGCAGGGCCGGCCGAAGACCUCGCCAAGGUGUCUGAUGAGGAGCUGCUCCAGUGGAGUAAAGAGGAGCUGAUCCGGAGCCUGCGCAAGGCUGAGGCUGAGAAGAUGAGCGCCAUGCUGGACCACAGCAACCUCAUCCGGGAGGUCAACCGGAGGCUGCAGUUGCACCUGGGCGAGAUUCGGGGGCUCAAGGACAUCAAUCAGAAGCUGCAGGAGGACAACCAGGAGCUGCGGGACCUUUGCUGUUUCUUGGACGACGACCGGCAGAAAGGCAAAAAGGUCUCCCGAGAGUGGCAGAGGCUCGGCAGGUACAGCACCGGCGUGAUGCACAAAGAGGUGGCCUUAUAUUUGCAGAAGCUGAAGGAGCUGGAGGUGAGGCAGGAGGAGGUGGUGAAGGAGAACCUGGAGCUGAAGGAGCUGUGCGUCUUGCUGGACGAAGACAAGGCUGGCGUGGCCGGCUGCAGGAACUCCAUCGACAGCCAGGCCAGCCUCUGCCAGUUAAGCGCUGCCAGCGCGUUCAUUCGGGAUGUGGGGGACGGGAGCAGCACCUCCAGCGCCGGAAGCACCGACAGCCCCGACCACCACAAGCAUCACCCCAGCUCGAGUCCCGAGCACCUCCAGAAGCCCCGGGGCGAGGGCAGUCCCGAGCACCAAAGGCACAGGAGUGCCAGCCCGGAGCUCCUCCACAAGCCCAGGGCUUCUGCCAGCCCUGAUCCCCAGAAGCACCUGAAGGGGCCGAGCCCGGAGCAUCACAAGACUCUCGGCAAAGGUGCGGCGGAGCAGCAGAAGCAUGGCUGCGGCAGCCCGGAAACCCUGCCGAAGCACAUGCUGAGUGGCAGCCCGGAGCACUUCCCGAAGCACAGGCCUGGGAGCAGUCCAGAGCCGCAGAAGCACGGUGGCGGCGGUGGCGGGAGUCCCGAGCUCCUGCAGAAACACACCCUCAGUGGGAGCACAGAGCACCUCUCGAAAGUGCGGGGCACCAGCCCCGAGCACCUCAAACAGCACUAUGGGGGAAGCCCGGAGCACCUCAAGCACUUGGGCGUUGGCAGCAGGGAAGGCACCUUACGGAGACAGGUUGCGGACGAUCUCUCGCCCCAUCACAGGAGCCUCUACAAUGGGAUGAAUGAACCAACCUUGUCCUAUGUUAGGCAGCUGGAGGCAAGAGUAAGACAGCUGGAGGAGGAAAAUCGCAUGCUGCCCCAGGGUCCCGUUAGGAUGCCAUCAGAGGUAGAUGGGAAAGUCUGCUCUGCAAGUCACCCAGCUAGCUUCAAUGACCAGGCCUCCUCAGCUUCUCAGCAGCCUGAAGCCGUGGUUAAUGCCCUCAAGGUUGUGUGGAGGAAACUUGGAGAUGCUGCCGGCUCAUGUCCUGGAAUUAGACAGCACUUGUCUGGAAAUCAGUACAAAGGCCCGAUGUGA
Messenger RNA from Varanus komodoensis (Komodo dragon), 1488 nucleotides. It is a transcript of the gene CCDC85A, whose product is annotated as coiled-coil domain containing 85A. The record is from RefSeq and is a predicted model, not a curated record. NCBI's taxonomy places the organism in Eukaryota, Metazoa, Chordata, Lepidosauria, Squamata, Varanidae. The coding region runs from base 1 to 1488 and encodes 495 amino acids. The transcript is spliced from 5 exons.